AUGUCGAUUGGCGCCGCCGUGUUGGGCUCUAGAACGCGUCCGUUGCCGGUGCAAUGGCUCAUCAACCACUACAAGUUGGACGUCACUGUCUACGACUCCUACGAAGGCCACCCUGAGUUUGAAAAGGCGUUUCCUUUGAAGAAAGUGCCCGUGUUCAUUGGGCCUAAGGGACUCAAGUUGAGAGAAGCGUUGGCCAUCUGCCAGUACCUUUUCCUUAUCGCCGAACCGGACUCGAAGUUGUUGGGUAAGACCGACGCCGAAAAGGCCCAGGUGACGAUGUGGAACUCCUACAGCAACUCCGACGUGUUGCCCACCGCCGCCGCCGUGUUCCGUCCCUUGCUCAACGACGGCACCCCGUACAACAAGAAGAACGUCGACGAGAAGAGCGCGUUGUUGAACGAGCAAUUGAAGGCGUUUGAACAGCGGUUGACCACCCACACCUACCUUGUCGGCGAACGGUUGUCUUUUGCCGAUAUCUACUCGGCCCUCAUGCUCCAGAGACCGUUCGCGUUGUUGUUCGACCCUGAAUGGCAACGUCAAUACCCUCAGACCACCCGUUGGUUCAAGUUGAUCACGUCGCAGCCACUGGUGGCCGCGGUGUUGCCCAAGGGCUACAAGAUCGCCGAAAAGCGUCUUGAGUACGUUCCUCCUAAGAAGGAACCGAAGGCGAAGAAGGAAGCCGCCCCUAAGGCUGCUGCUGCUCCUAAGGCCGCUGCGGCUAAGGAAUCUGCUCCCGCCGCCGAGGAAGCGCCUAAGAAGCCUAAGCACCCUCUUGAAGCUUUGGGUAAGGCGUCUGCUCCCUUGGACGAGUGGAAGAGAACCUACUCCAACGAGGAAACCAGAGAAGUGGCCAUCCCUUGGUUCUGGAAGAACCAAUGGAACCCCGAAGAAUGGUCGUUGUGGAAGGUCGACUACAAGUACAACGACGAGUUGACUUUGACCUUCAUGUCGAACAACUUGGUUGGCGGUUUCUUCAACCGGUUGUCGGCUUCGACUAAGUACAUGUUCGGGUGCAUGGUUGUCUACGGGGAAAACAACAACAACGGUAUCACCGGUGCCUUUUUAGUCAGAGGCCAAGACUACGUGCCUGCGUUCGACGUGGCUCCUGACUGGGAAUCCUACUCGUACUCGAGAUUGGACCCCACCGACGCCAAGGACAAGGACUUCAUCGACAACAUGUUUGCCUGGGACAAGCCGGUGGUGGUCAACGGUGAGGAAAGAGAGAUUGCCGACGGGAAGGUGUUGAAGUAG
Diutina rugosa is the source of this 1251-nucleotide messenger RNA. RefSeq names its product translation elongation factor EF1B gamma (gene CAM1). The coding region runs from base 1 to 1251 and encodes 416 amino acids. The record is from RefSeq and is a predicted model, not a curated record. NCBI's taxonomy places the organism in Eukaryota, Fungi, Ascomycota, Pichiomycetes, Serinales, Debaryomycetaceae. Gene Ontology annotation, cellular component: nucleus; cytoplasm. Gene Ontology annotation, biological process: translational elongation. Gene Ontology annotation, molecular function: translation elongation factor activity. The transcript has a single exon.